Molecule: messenger RNA, 1464 nt
Organism: Paramuricea clavata
Lineage: Eukaryota; Metazoa; Cnidaria; Anthozoa; Malacalcyonacea; Plexauridae
Source: the annotation of a GenBank genome assembly
AUGUCUGCUGCUACUAAUCCAACUGGAAAUCCUGAUCCAAACCCAGUCACAAUUGUACGCCAUACCAUUCCUAAAACGAUCGAAGUCCAAGAGGCUCAUUUUGAAGUGACAAUCUUUUAUCGAUCAGUUGCAUGUGAUAUCGUUGUUGAUAGCAAACAUUCGAAGGAAUCUUGUCAACCUUGUGCAACUGCCUCCAACACAGUAAAGAGAGCUGCACGAAAGAAGAGCAAAGCCUCUGGAACCCCAGCUAAAUCUAAAGCCUCUUUACAAGCAUGUGGUCCAGACAAGUUGCGGGCGACAGUAAGAUCAACAAGAUUGCAAGUGAAAGAUCUUGAGGACCGCUUGCAGCAAAUGCAGACAAAGAUCGAGCAGCAAGGGAUUGGGAUUAGCGAAAGCUUGGAGAACGACAUUCUCAAAAUGAUGGGAGGGCAAAGCCUCGAAGCAACACCCCACAUGAAGUUCUCUUGGCAGGAACAAAUGAAUUUGUUGCAAUCAGCCAAAAUGGGUAGAAGGUACCACCCCCAAGUAAUCCACUUUGCUCUUUCCAUUCAUGGGAAAUAUCCAUCCGCUUAUAGGGAACUACGAGACAGCGGCGCCCUUAUUCUCCCAAGUGAGAGAGUUCUUCGGGACUAUAAGAACUAUUUUAAACCGAAAGCUGACAUCAACAAAGAGAACGUCGAAACCCUACGAGAAAGAACCUCAUCUUUCACUCCUGUACAAAGAUAUGUAGCAGUUGUUAUGGAUGAGAUGAAGAUACAAUCAAAUCUUGUUUUUGUUAAAGUGUCUGGGGAACUUAUUGGCUUCAUCGAUUUGGGUGACCCCAUGACUAACUUUGCCAAUCUCACUGAUGAAGAUCCGAUUGCGACACAUGCCUUGGCAUUUCUUGUCAGGGGAUUAUGCACUGAUUUGAAGCAUAUAAUUGCAUAUUUCUUCACAGGAAAUGUCACGUCAUUCCAUAUAAUGCCUCUCUUCUGGAGAACUGUAGCUGUGCUGGAGGUGUCCCUCAAUCUUCGUGUGUGUGCUGCUGUGAAUGAUGGCGCUUCCCCCAAUCGAAAGUUUUUUCGACUUCAUUCCAAGUUGGCGAAUGAAGUGAAUUGUGAUGUUGUGUAUAAAACACCAAACAUUUUCGCACCAUCACGAUUCAUUUUCUUUUUUGCUGAUUCUCCACAUCUCAUGAAGACAGCCCGUAACUGCCUGUACAAUUCUGGGUAUGGAAGUCGCAGUCGUCUUAUGUGGAAUGAUGGGCAGUAUCUGAUAUUUCAACACAUAGCAGACCUCUUCUACAGCGACCAAGAUUUUUCUCUGCACACCCUCCCUAAGCUGACCUUAGAUCACAUUGUGUUGACCUCUUUCAGCAAAAUGAAAGUUAAAUUAGCAGUCCAGGUCCUUAGCAAGUCAGUCGCCAUUGCUCUGCGAGAAAGUGGAAAAUGGAUGUCACCGGUACCGCCCAGUUCUGUGAAAUGA